This is a messenger RNA of Paramecium octaurelia, 528 nucleotides long. The record is from the annotation of a GenBank genome assembly. Lineage: Eukaryota; Ciliophora; Oligohymenophorea; Peniculida; Parameciidae.
AGCUAAUCUAAGGGCUUUUUGGUUAAGUCAAUAGGGUAAAAAAUUAAUAAAAUUAGUGUGAAUAAACUAAACACACCACAAAUUAAGAAUGGCAAAUAAUAAUUAUAGAAAUAGAUUGGGAAGACUACAAAUGGUGCCAGAGAUCCUGCUAUCCCUCCCAUUGCAUUUGUUGUCCCAAGUCCUAAGGAUCGAUAUAGGGUAUGAUAGGAUUCAGCAAAUAAGACAUUUAAAGUUCCACAAUUUAUCUUGCAGCAGAAUUUAAAGAUGGCAAGUCCUGUAAUGAUUAUAUACAAUUUCCAAUGCCACGUAGAAAAUAGAAUUAAGGUGAGGACUGUUGUAGAAAAUAAUAAAGUCGAUAAUCUACCAAAUUUAUCGAUACUAUAUAACAUUACAAAUAUAGCUGGGAUCUCACCUAUAUCUAAAAUAUAUAAAUGUAGCAACGUCUUGUUUUCAUCAUCCAAAAUAAAUGGUAAAAUGUUAAAGAUAGCCAUCAUUGCAAACAUAAACAAGAAAUUUAUUGAAUAGUUC